This is a messenger RNA of Scylla paramamosain (green mud crab), 2040 nucleotides long. RefSeq lists its product as uncharacterized. Lineage: Eukaryota; Metazoa; Arthropoda; Malacostraca; Decapoda; Portunidae. The transcript is spliced from 8 exons. The record is from RefSeq and is a predicted model, not a curated record. The coding region runs from base 188 to 787 and encodes 199 amino acids.
AUUACAUAUGUACGGUAAUUUUACUAGAAGUACAAUAAUUUCAACCUGUGUAGUACGAUAGUAUGGCCAAAACAAUCUGGCAACGCUGGAGCGUACCACGUUCUUUCAGCCUCAGCAGCCGCGAGGAGCAGGUGUGGGCAUGACCUAAGGAUGAAGCUGUGGCAACAAAGAUUUAAAGGUCCUACAGAUGGUGGCUGCUAUCUCCAAAUAUCUCCUUAGAGACUCCAGGGUGAUAUUUUAUGGCCUAUACAGGAAAGCCAUGCUAGUAACACAUACUCCUGGAGUUUCAUCUGUGGUGGAUGGCUGGCCUCCCUUACAUAGCUUGGCAAAUCUUGAUUCAAGGAAAGCUAAGCUAGUAACACAUACUCCUGGAGUUCCAUCUGUGGUGGAUGGCUGGCCUCCCUUACAUAGCUUGGCAAAUCUUGAUUCAAGGUACUUGGGCAGCGAGCAAACCAAAACACAGGACCACGCUUACUCGCUUACUCGACUACCCUGCACAAAGGAUACAUCACCGCCACAAUCAUGGACUACAGCGGAAUUAAGAAAAUUCCUGAAAGAACGAGCUAUACCCUAUUCUGGAUAUAGUAAAGCAAAGAAAGCCAUGCUAGUAACACAUACUCCUGGAGUUUCAUCUGUGGUGGAUGGCUGGCCUCCCUUACAUAACUUGGCAAAUCUUGAUUCAAGGAAAGCCAUGCUAGUAACACAUACUCCUGGAGUUUCAUCUGUGGUGGAUGGCUGGCCUCCCUUACAUAGCUUGGCAAAUCUUGAUUCAAGGCAUUUUCAGUAGUGUCAUCGACAGUUCAAAUGCUUUGCUUGCAAAAGCACACGGAAGCAUACGUGCCCAGCCUUUCCGGGCCCAGAAGGCAAACAACCAAUCAGCAAAUAGUAGGCACAGCAGAACAGCAUUUAGGUUCCCAUAGAAAUGUAUUUUUGAAAAUAAAAUACAGUGGAACCUCAAUUCUCAAACUUACUUCGUUCCUGAAACCUGUUCAGAAACAGAAACUAUUUUCCCCAUAGAAAUCAGUACAAAGUGGAUUAAUCCAUUCCUGGAUGCCCCUCCACCCUGUCUCAGUAGAUUAUGACAGAUGCUCCCACUGCCAGGAUGGCUGCUCCACAACAUCUCCAGCUCAGAAAUUACUUAUUUAGAAAAGACAGAAUGAGUUUAGUGAUUUAGUGACAAAACUCAUCAGAAAAUACUGUUUAGACUGUGCAGGUAUUCUUUGUCACUGGUCUGGUGAGGGGAGCACCUCACUUACCACAGAAAUGAAGGUGAUCAUAACACUUAGACAUAUUGCUGUUGAGAAAAGCCACAAAGAAAAUGUACUUUUGCAGUGGUGAUGGCAUUGUGGGGUCAUUGAAAGAACCACAGGUAGCAUGACAUUACUCCUGAGUGCCAUAAACUGUUUCCUUACAUCAAGAAUCUUCAAGGGGAUCAGAUUGAACCUGUUUGAACGAUUGCAUUUCCUACUGGCUACCCUCUAAAUAUGUAAUAAGAAAAAAAUAUUUAUAGAAACUAAAUUAGUAAUAAACAGCAGCUUUUGCUUUGUCUUUUAGUAUUUUAAAUCAAGUAAAUUUGUUUAUGAACUCAAUUAUUGUACAGCAACUGACAAUAACUGAAAAUGCCUUAUAUUUCCUCAACUUCACAUAAUUUCUUAGUUUCUAAAAUUGUAUACAGGGACAACUACAAAAAAAAGUUGCUUUUAAAAAUGAAAUUGGCAGAUAUGUCAAAAUUUCCUAAGAGAUAAGUUUCAGGAUAUUUGCCUGUCGGGCCAAAUCUGGGCAAGAGAUGAGGACAUGUUCUUUACUCAUUCUCCAAUCAGAUUUGGAAGAACAAACAAAGACCUUGUUAAUCCCUGACUGUGACUGUUCCCAGUCAGUUUCAUACCAUGGCCACACGUCAUCAUGUUAACGCCUGUAUUUGUUAUAAUAAUCAUGCUACACACGUAGCUUAGUAUAGUGAUGGAAUUGUUUCAUUUCAGGAAAGCCAUGCUAGUAACACAUACUCCUGGAGUUUCAUCUGUGGUGGAUGGCUGACCUCCC